Messenger RNA from Salpingoeca rosetta, 1202 nucleotides. RefSeq lists its product as uncharacterized. Gene Ontology annotation, cellular component: SCF ubiquitin ligase complex. The record is from RefSeq and is a predicted model, not a curated record. Bases 1 to 780 code for a protein of 259 amino acids. The transcript is spliced from 5 exons. NCBI's taxonomy places the organism in Eukaryota, Choanoflagellata, Craspedida, Salpingoecidae. Gene Ontology annotation, biological process: SCF-dependent proteasomal ubiquitin-dependent protein catabolic process.
AUGGCCGUGGACGAGCUGGCGUUUGAUCAGGGCGACCACUGGCCCCACCUGACGCACAACCGCACCACCCCAUCCUUCACCCCACAGCCCUUGCCUCAGCAGAAGGACGUGUUUGCGCGCUUGAGCCGCCGUGGCGUCCUGGACCAUGAGCUGUGUGACCAGCUGGCCUGCUCCGCCAUCACCGAGGUUGUCUUCCGGAACACGCCCGUGUCCACGCCCAUGUUCAACCUCAUUGCCGAGCGCUGUCCUCUCCUCACGUCCUUCACCUGCACCUACUCGCCCAGCGUACGAGUGCCUUCCUGCCGCGAACAAUCGCUGAUGCGGCUGCUGAUGCGAAGUGGGGCAACCCUUACUGCCAUCAACCUCUCAAACUGCCGCUUUGCCACGGACCGAACCAUAGCCACCAUCGUGGAGAGCUGUCCCCAUAUCGAGUCCCUGGACAUCAGCCGUAACCAGGCCUACUCCCCAGGCACGUUGUGCCGCGUGUGGGAGCUGGAGCAGCUGUCGUCGCUGAGCCUCUCCCUCACACACACGGACGAUUCCGUGUUUGAGGUCCUGGAGAUGAACGCAGCGUCACGCCCCCUCAAGCUCAAGCAUAUUCAGAUUGCGUACUGCCCAAACAUUACGGACCAGGGCAUGGAGUGGCUCUUGCGCAACUGCCGCGAGCUCACCUCCAUCAAUAUGAAGGGCAGCACGGGCAUCACACACCUCUCCCGACAGAACAUGCACCGCACGUGGACCCAUCAGCCCACCUACCUCUCCUGGAGCAUCCCUGCCUGACUCCUGAACUGAUCUCCAAGCACACACGCUGCUGCUGUUGUUGUUAAUCCCAGCCGGCGGCUCGUGAUUUGUGUGUGUGUGUGUGUGUGUGUGUGUGUGUGUGUGUGUGUGUGUGUGUGUGUGUGUGCUUGCAUGUGUGUCUCUGUCAGAGCAUGAAAACGCGCUGCUGCACUCACACGGCUGAUCGCUGCUGCACUCAAACAACCCUUCGCUGCUGCACUCACACGACUGGUUGCUGGUGCUCUCCGUUACAUGACACCCUUCCAUUGUUCCUCACCUGCUUCUCGCCUUGUUCUGGCUGAUUGCCUUGUUUCCCCUCCCCAUUUCUCUGACUGACCCGAUUGUUGAGUAUUUGACUGACCCCGCCCGCUGUUGUUGCUUCUGCCCUCCUAACUAAAUGAAAGAAUGAACGAUGUUGCUGC